AUGGAGGAGCACGUCGUCGCCGUCGCCACGCCGCGCGCGGACGGGGAAGCGGAGUCCAUGUUCCUGCCGUUCCUGGCGAUGUUCGCGUCCAUCUACCUCGUCGGCUACUUCAUCGUCUUCCGUGGCUGGGGGCCGCCGCGGCGGCGCCGCGCCGAGGCCGCCAGCUGCUUCACCUCACUCUUCCACGGCACGCCCACCGCACUGCUCGCCCUCCGCGCCGUGCUGCUGUCCCGCUACCACGCCGCCAGCGGCAGCGGCACCACCCACAGCCUCCUCGCGCUCCCGGUGGCGGCAGCGGCGGCGCCCAAUGCGGCCGCCGAGGACCUGGUGCUUGACUUCAGCACGGCCUACUUCGCCGUGGACCUCGCGCACUACCUCCUGCUGCUGCGGGACGAGGCCCUGUUCAUCGCGCACCACCUCGCCACGCUCUACGUCCUCGCCACCUGCCGCCACGCCGCCGCCCCGCUGCUGCCGCUGGUGGUGCUCCAGGAAGCCACGAGCGCCGCGCAGAACGCGUGGACGCUCGCCGCCAUGCGCCGGCACGACUCGCCGCUGGCCGCCAGGCUCUCGCUGCCGUUCUACGCCGCGUACACGGUCGCCAGGGCCGUCCUCGGGCCGGCCUGGUUCGUCAGGAUGGUCGGCGUCUUCUACGCGUCCUCCAGCGGCGGAGGCGGCCGCGUGGGCGUGGGCGUCGUGGACGGUCGUCAUCGGCGCCGGGAUAGCGAUGAGCAUCCUGUGGGUGGCCAACCAGUGGCUGGCGUACUUCAGGGAAAGGAAAACGGAAAGCAAGCAGCAAUGAUCAUUUCUGCAGCAUUGUUUCCGUUCACUCAUAUCGCUGUCCGGAGCAAAUUCAGUUCGUGUUUUUGUUAG
Messenger RNA from Miscanthus lutarioriparius, 870 nucleotides. The record is from the annotation of a GenBank genome assembly. Lineage: Eukaryota; Viridiplantae; Streptophyta; Magnoliopsida; Poales; Poaceae.